AUGUCACUGAAUCUACGAGAAGUGCGUUUCUGUUCUGCAGGAGAAGUCGUCAGAUUGACACAAACAGGUCUGAAGGAUGACCUCGUGGAGUUCCGACCCUUCUCCAACGGAUCUUUAUUCCAGACCUUCCUUUCGAGAAAUGUCUCGCUCAGAGGUGCAGACGCUUCAGGGUGGCCACCUCGGCGCUAUCUCACGUCAUGCAUCUGGGAUUCGCAGCGCCGCUCGAUGAUUGUCUUUGGUGGAACUCUUGACGGUGCGCCUCUGUUUGGCUCUUGGGGCAGCUCGGCUGGGACUUCGGACCGCCGCUACCAUCCGACCCAAACGGACGAACUUUGGGAGUACCACUUUGACACAAGCACCUGGACGGACCUCACCGCAAGUGCGAAGACGAACUCCGCGUCCUCACCAAGUGCACGCGCUUACCACACGGCUGUCUGGGAACCCGCAACCGACACCAUGUACGUCUAUGGAGGCACAAAGUAUUCGGAGACCACGCAAAGUUUGCAGACCUUCAGAAACGACAUGUGGGCUUACAUCCGCGGCGACAACAAGUGGGAACAGCUGGUGACAGCAAUGCCAGCUGCGCGGUUCGGUCACAUGGCUGCUGCCACGGGUACCUCCAUGUCUUUGGCGGCAUUAUCGAUGGCGUUCCUUUCGGAGGGAGAGACUGCCUUUGGAUCUUCUCCUACUCGAGCCAGAGCUGGAGCAACAUUGGCAGCACUGCUGGCACCGACGCAUGCCCCAGCGGGUCCUUGUUUGGUUCAGCUACGUUCGAUGGCUGCCGGAAGAAGGUUCUCUUCUACGGGUUCCAGGGCGGUGACCCCUUCAAGCAGUAUGGAGUUGAGGCUUAGGUCUGCAGCUAGGCCCAGCCUCGGCUCUCCGAAAAGGAGUUCCGAGGUAAGUCGCCUUUUGCAGAUUCAGGCCCUCCUCGCCUUUGCAGUAUUUUCCAGUGAAGGUUGUUGUUGCAAGGUCGAGAGGGUCAAACAAGUGCUAAGUUAUCAUUUAAGUUUGAAUUGCAUAGCAAGUUCUGAAAGCUCCCACUGA
Messenger RNA from Symbiodinium sp. CCMP2592, 1044 nucleotides. Lineage: Eukaryota; Dinophyceae; Suessiales; Symbiodiniaceae. The record is from the annotation of a GenBank genome assembly.